UCAGCACACUUCUACUUGGCUGCACAGGAGAACAGCGAUGGAACGCUACACCCUCUGCUUGCUGGUGGCUGCCCUCUUCAUAGGGAGUGAGGCGUACCUACCCGUGAACUAUAAGUGCGGAGUCCAACCCAAGUCAAGAGACAACUGUGGCAAUCCUGACAUCACUGAGGAAAAAUGUCUGGAGAAGGGUUGUUGCUAUGACAGUUCAGUGAUGGACAGCAUCUGGUGCUACAAUCCAUGGAAAUUUGAAGCCACCGAGUGUAAUCCAGUGGAGCCCAGAGCCAGAGUCAACUGUGGGUACAACGGCAUCUCUGAGAAGGACUGUACAGGCAAAGGAUGCUGCUUUGAUGACAGCGUUCCCCAAGUGGUGUGGUGUUACCAGCCAGAAAUUCAAGCAGUGGAACAUGACUGCAAUGCUGUAAGUCCCCAUACGAGAAAAAAUUGCGGAGACCCCGGCGUCAGCCCUGAUGAGUGCAUGAAAAGCGGAUGUUGCUUCGACAGCAGUGUAUCUGGUGUACCCUGGUGCUUCAAACCCGAAGUUAAGAGAGAGACCAUCCAGUGCGCCAUCCUGCCCAAACAGAGAGUGAACUGUGGCUACUCCGGCAUUGACAUGGAUCAAUGUUACAAGAAGGGCUGUUGCUUCGACUCCAGUGACCCCGAUGCCGCAUGGUGCUUCUACCCAGACAUCACAAAUGUGGUAAUCGUGGAGUAAGAAGAUCGCCAGGUCACUCACUGCUGAUUCUGUCCACGUUCGCUGCACGCCCCGUUCUGUCUGAUUCUUCUGUUUCCUGGUAUUCAGCAGUGUCUGUUUCUAUCUCCUGUACAAUUUUGUGUUGCUUUCAGAAACAAUACAUUCAUAAAUCACACUGCA
Rana temporaria (common frog) is the source of this 871-nucleotide messenger RNA. Its product is annotated as putative gastrointestinal growth factor xP4. NCBI's taxonomy places the organism in Eukaryota, Metazoa, Chordata, Amphibia, Anura, Ranidae. The record is from RefSeq and is a predicted model, not a curated record. The transcript is spliced from 6 exons. Bases 38 to 712 code for a protein of 224 amino acids.